This is a messenger RNA of Colletotrichum paranaense, 450 nucleotides long. RefSeq lists its product as uncharacterized. The record is from RefSeq and is a predicted model, not a curated record. Bases 1 to 450 code for a protein of 149 amino acids. NCBI's taxonomy places the organism in Eukaryota, Fungi, Ascomycota, Sordariomycetes, Glomerellales, Glomerellaceae. The transcript has a single exon.
AUGCCUUGCCCGACCUUGGUUCCUCGUCUCGUUCGUAAGAAUGCUCGGCAGGUUAUUGGCGCAGAGGAGUCCCCGUAUCUGCCUGUAUCUGUAUCCUGGUUUGGUAACGGAUACUUGCCGAAGCCAGCUGGGAGUGCUGGAGCCUGCGUGUACCUGCGAAUAGAUGAACAAGAAGCUGGCAGAAACCAGUCAAGCGUGGGCUGUGAGGUCCAGUCGAUCCAGUCAUUCCCGUUUGCCCUUGCACGCCACCUCAGAUCCAGGGGGAAUUGGGAAUGGACCAUGUUGCCCUUCCCAGCUAGAGCCCAGCAAAAUCCAGUCCAGGCCGCCCCAGGAGGAGCCAACGCCUACCUAGUAGGAGGAGAAGCCUCUCGGCGGCGCUACCGUGGGCCCCCCGGCCCCGUCGUGGCUCGCAGGAGGUCCUUCAUGGCCCGUCCCAGCCAGUCUCUUUAA